This is a messenger RNA of Calidris pugnax (ruff), 1557 nucleotides long. RefSeq names its product RAP1A, member of RAS oncogene family (gene RAP1A). The transcript is spliced from 9 exons. Lineage: Eukaryota; Metazoa; Chordata; Aves; Charadriiformes; Scolopacidae. Gene Ontology annotation, cellular component: plasma membrane. Gene Ontology annotation, biological process: negative regulation of synaptic vesicle exocytosis; Rap protein signal transduction; cellular response to cAMP. The coding region runs from base 250 to 804 and encodes 184 amino acids. The record is from RefSeq and is a predicted model, not a curated record. Gene Ontology annotation, molecular function: GDP binding; GTPase activity; GTP binding.
GGCGGUCGGCCCUUGGGCGCAGCGCAGGGUCUCGCCGGGCGGCUGGAAAUCGCCAAAAUUCCUCUGGUGUUCGGGGCGAUCGGGUGUGCGCCGCUCCCCGCGGUGUAACGGGGCACGGAGGCUCGGGCGCUGGCGGCCUGGAGAGCAUGGAGUCCCUUACAGGGAGCCUGGAAAAACCUUCCGUAGGGCUGCUAACACUGAUGAGAGAUCUUUUAUGCCAAGAUCGUCGCUGUUUGAACAGACCACACCAUGCGUGAGUACAAGCUAGUGGUCCUUGGCUCAGGAGGUGUGGGGAAGUCCGCUUUGACUGUACAGUUCGUUCAGGGAAUUUUUGUUGAAAAAUAUGACCCAACAAUAGAAGAUUCGUACAGAAAGCAAGUGGAAGUAGACUGCCAACAGUGUAUGCUUGAAAUCCUCGACACAGCAGGGACAGAGCAAUUUACAGCGAUGAGGGAUCUCUAUAUGAAGAACGGUCAAGGGUUUGCACUAGUAUAUUCUAUAACAGCACAGUCCACGUUUAACGACUUACAGGACCUGCGGGAACAGAUUUUACGGGUUAAGGACACUGAAGAUGUUCCAAUGAUUCUGGUUGGCAAUAAAUGUGACCUGGAGGAAGAGCGUGUAGUCGGCAAAGAACAGGGUCAAAACUUAGCAAGACAGUGGUGUAACUGUGCCUUUCUAGAAUCGUCUGCAAAGUCUAAAAUCAACGUUAAUGAGAUCUUUUAUGACCUGGUCAGACAGAUAAAUAGAAAAACACCAGUGGAAAAGAAGAAGCCUAAAAAGAAAUCAUGUCUGCUGCUUUAGAUGCCCGUCGUGCAGCAGCUCUGAGCCAGAUUGCAGGAAUGAAGAACUGUUGCCUAAAUGGAAAGUGCCAGCAUUCCCGACUUCAAAACCUUAUGGAAAUUAAUAACAUAUCCGAAGAAGCUUCUCCUGUUUUUAUAUACUAUGAGAAGAAUUUAGAUCUUAAAAUGGUUUGCACACAGUCCCUGGAAAAAGAAAUUGCUCUGUGUAUAUCUCUUGGAAAUCUAAGACAAUAAUACUCCUCCUUUGCAAUAGCAGUUAACAGAUGUGAAAAUAAAUAUAAUUGACUCUAGUGUAUGAUUAUACAAAGGAGCAUGGAUGCAUUUCAAAUGUUAGAUAUUGCUACUAUAAUUAAAAUUUCAUAUUGACCCUUUUAUCAUAAUUUCUCCCCAUCAAGCACUAAAAAUGUUCCACCGUUAUAUUUUAUAUCUAUAACUAUAGAUAUAUAUUAUCUGAAAUUUCCCUUUGAACUCACUGCAACAAAUAACUUUUUUGAGUCAUUGACUUCAUUUUAUAUUUAAAAGUUAUGGAAUAUCAUUAUUUUCAUUCUGCCAUUAUAUUCUAAUUAAAAAAGUUUGUGCAUAAUGCUUUGGAAAAAUGGGUCUUUUAUAGGAAAAAACUGGGAUAACUGAUUUCUAUGGCUUUAAAAGCAGAAAUAUAUAAUAUACUAAAACAACUCUAAUAUUGCUUCUUGUGUUUUACUGUCACAGAUUAAAUUACAGCUUUUAUGAAUGAUUAAAUUUUAGUACAUUUUCA